Messenger RNA from Candidula unifasciata, 1316 nucleotides. The record is from the annotation of a GenBank genome assembly. NCBI's taxonomy places the organism in Eukaryota, Metazoa, Mollusca, Gastropoda, Stylommatophora, Geomitridae.
UCAUAGAAGCAAGAAACUUGUGUCCUAUGGAUCCAAAUGGCCUUGCUGACCCCUACUGCAAGGUGAAACUGAUCCCGUAUGACUCACAUAAAGUGAAGAUGAAGACAAAGACCAUCAAAGCAUCUUUAAACCCUCAGUGGAAUGAAUGUUUUCUUAUGGAUUUGGCUCCAGAGGACCAGGCCAAGAGACUUUCAUUUGAAGUGUGGGAUUGGGACCGGACCUCAAGAAAUGACUUUAUGGGAUCUUUAUCAUUCGGGAUCUCAGAACUGAUAAAAGCACCAAUUGAUGGAUGGUUUAAACUGCUCUGUCAGGAAGAAGGAGAGUUUUAUGGGGUACCAGUCAGCGAUGACAUCACAGAAGAUAUUCAGGAGAUUAGAAGUAAAAUGCAUAGAUCAAGUAUAAGUGACCAGAGGAAGAUCCCUGAGCCAGACAAGCUACACAGUUUGAGUAAACAGGACAUUGUCAGAGCUAGUGACUUCAAUUUUCUUACAGUCUUAGGGAAAGGCAGUUUUGGGAAAGUAGUGCUAGCUGAGAGAAAAGGCACAGAUGAGCUUUAUGCAAUCAAGAUUCUGAAGAAAGAUGUCAUUAUCCAAGAUGAUGACGUAGAGUGUACCAUGAUAGAGAAAAGAGUUCUUGCUCUUCCAAACAAACCACCAUUCCUUGUUCAGCUGCACUCCUGCUUCCAGACAAUGGAUCGGCUCUAUUUUGUCAUGGAGUAUGUGAACGGAGGCGAUCUUAUGUACAGAAUACAGCAGGAAGGAAAGUUUAAAGAGCCAGUGGCUGCCUUUUAUGCUGCAGAAAUUGCUAUAGGAUUGUUUUAUCUGCAUUCUCAAGGAAUUGUCUAUCGAGAUCUAAAACUGGACAAUGUGAUGCUGGAUGCUGAAGGGCAUAUCAAGAUUGCAGAUUUUGGCAUGUGUAAAGAGAACAUAAUGGGAGAUAAGACAACGCGCACAUUCUGUGGGACUCCUGAUUACAUUGCUCCUGAGAUUGUGCUGUAUCAGCCAUAUGGCAGAUCUGUUGACUGGUGGGCCUACGGUGUGCUGCUGUAUGAAAUGCUAGCAGGCCAGCCCCCUUUUGACGGUGAGGACGAGGAGGAGCUGUUUACCUCAAUCACAGAUCACAACGUAUGUUAUCCAAAGUCUCUCUCAAGGGAAGCUGUCUCCUUAUGUAAAGGGCUACUAACAAAAUUACCCAGUAAGAGAUUAGGAUGUGGACCAAAUGGUGAAAGGGAUAUAAAAGACCAUGCCUUUUUCCGAAGAAUUGUUUGGGAAAAGAUAGAGCUUCGGGAAGUUCAGCCACCAUACAAACCUAAAAUU